AUGCUUAGGAGUAGUCGGCUCAAUUACUCCCUCUUCCUCUUGUCCAUCCUUUUCUUUCUUUAUAGAGAAGCAAAACUGUCUGAGAGGCAUAGCCAAACUUGGUCAGGAUUUUCCGGGGACUCCGGAAGUUGUGACAGCCAGUGCAGAAAAUGGGAAGGUGCCAGUCAGGAAGCCUGUCAUGCUGAAUUCCCAGGAUUCGCAUGCUUUUUUUAUUACUUCCAACUGGUGACAAGAAGCGUCACCAUCACAGUCCUAAGCUUUUAA
Molecule: messenger RNA, 264 nt
Organism: Syzygium oleosum
Lineage: Eukaryota; Viridiplantae; Streptophyta; Magnoliopsida; Myrtales; Myrtaceae
Product: defensin-like protein 19
Exons: 2
Coding region: 1-264 (87 amino acids)
Source: RefSeq, a predicted model, not a curated record